GGCGAGCCGCCGCGCGUGCGCGGCCUCGACAAGCUGGAGCAGCUGGAGAAGGAGCUGGGCGCCGCGCAGCAGGAGCUCAAGCUCAAGGACGAGGAGGUGGCCAAGCUGAACCGCAUCCGGAACGAGAUCGAGGCCGAGAUGGAAGAGCUGACGGCCAGUCUUUUCCAGGAAGCACACAAGAUGGUGCUGGCGGCGAACGAGAAGCAGGCCGCGGCCGAGAAGGCGCUUCAGGAGGCCACCAUGAAAAUCGACGUGCUGCAGGCUGAGGUGGCCGCGCUCAAGACGCUGGUCAUUACGUCCACGCCCAGCCGACCCAACGCCCACCUGCAUCCACAGAUUGACCUGGGCAAGUCAAAUGGCAUCAAGAUAUUCAAGAAGGGCCACCACCGUUCGCCGUCGAACCAGGAGCUGACGCGGCCGGACGCGUCGCCGCCCGACUCGCCGGCCCGCUCGCCGCCACACCACCCGGCCGCACCCGAACACAUUGACGAGGUGGACCCGCGCCUCCUCUCUGACGUGUCGGCGUGGCGCGAGAGGCCUUCGCUGGAGCUGACGGCGCCCUUCCUCUCGGACGUCUACCGCGAGGACAUCGAGCCGUGCCUGCGGUUCGCCAGCGACCUGCUGACCGAGCAGGUCACCAGCGCUGUCCUCCAGAACUCGGUGUGCAUCGAGGACGUAUCCACGGGCAUCCGCGGGCCCAACUUUCCCAGCAGUGACGAUUCCAGGCGGUGCGCCCUGCUCAACGUGCACAGGACGUGCCGCUACCGCAUGAAGCUGCCGUGCCGGCCCGACUGGAUGGACAUCUCGCAGAUCUGCCGCAACCGGAUCACGGCCGUGUGCGACUUCCUCAACUACCUGCGCUACAUCCAGCAGGGCAUGGUCAAAGGCUCCGUGAUAGACAUCUACCGCGAGAUCAUGCGUCUGCGUCGCAACAUGGCCGUGGCGCGGCUCGGCUUCACCACCUGAGCGCCGCCCGCUCCGGGGCACGCUCGGGCGCGACCUGACCUGGCUCGCGGCCCUCCCGGCCCUCCCGGCCGGGCCCCGCAGUGUGACCCGGCCUCGACGCACUGCUUGACCUUGCCCGCCUCGCCGUCGUUUGCCGCCGGCGCCGCGUGAGACCGCACUGCGUGACCGCGGCUGCCGGCGUCCGCUAGGUGUAACUUGCAAGAGGGCGGCUGUCGACGGCUGGUGACGGACAGACGGGUGGCGUCGCUCGCCAGCGCUGCGAGCAGUGGAGGCGGGGUGGCCGGCGUGCUCGGGUCUGGCAGCGGCGGGCGGCGGAGGCGGGAUGGCCGGCGUACCCAGGCCUGGCAGCGGCGGGCGGCCCGGCGUGCCCAGGCCUGGCAGCGGCGGACGGUGCUGUUACCCCUCUAGGGUCGUCAGGAGGCUGUCGCUCAGUCGUAUCGAGCCACGCUUGGUCACCCGGCGCGUUUCCUCUUGGCCUGCUGGGGCGUGUGCGGCGGGACUCAUGCCUCUGG
Messenger RNA from Pollicipes pollicipes, 1478 nucleotides. RefSeq names its product guanine nucleotide exchange factor for Rab-3A. The annotation marks the transcript as partial. Gene Ontology annotation, cellular component: Golgi to plasma membrane transport vesicle. The record is from RefSeq and is a predicted model, not a curated record. Gene Ontology annotation, biological process: exocytosis. The transcript has 7 exons. NCBI's taxonomy places the organism in Eukaryota, Metazoa, Arthropoda, Thecostraca, Pollicipedomorpha, Pollicipedidae. Gene Ontology annotation, molecular function: guanyl-nucleotide exchange factor activity.